Pungitius pungitius (ninespine stickleback) is the source of this 450-nucleotide messenger RNA. RefSeq names its product gamma-crystallin 1-like. The coding region runs from base 1 to 450 and encodes 149 amino acids. The transcript is spliced from 3 exons. The record is from RefSeq and is a predicted model, not a curated record. Gene Ontology annotation, molecular function: structural constituent of eye lens. Gene Ontology annotation, biological process: lens development in camera-type eye; visual perception. Lineage: Eukaryota; Metazoa; Chordata; Actinopteri; Perciformes; Gasterosteidae.
AUGACGAUUGCACACUGCUUCAACUCCAUCAAGGUGGAGGCGGGCUGCUGGGUGCUGUACGAGCAUCCAAACUACACCGGCAGCCAGUACGUCAUGAGCCCCGGGGAGUACCCUGACCCCCACCAGUGGAUGGGGUUCAGCGUCAGCAUCCUGUCAUGUCGCUCGAUCAAAAAUGUUUACGGAAAGUCCUGGAAGAUCCGCUUCUGCGAAAAGAAGGAUUUCGAAGGCCAGGCGGCGGAGUGCGCCGAGGACUGCGAGUCGGGCUGCGAGGCCUUCAAGUUCCAGGAAGCGCACUCCUCCGCGGUGACGGACGGCGCCUGGGUCCUCUACGAGCAGCCCGACUACCGCGGGCGCCAGUAUUUCCUGGAGCGCGGCGAGUACCGCAGCUACACGGACUGGGGCGCCACCUCCCCCGCUGUGGGAUCCUUCCGCAUGAUCACGGAGUUCUAG